UACCUAUUGUAAUGGAUGCCUGAUGGCUCCUCCCCUUACUCUGCUGAGCUUCUGCAAGUAAGGCAUGUAAAAUGGCCACACUCAGCCCUGCUUACAAAAUGGUCACACACCAGUCCAGCAAGGUGGGCCACUUACCAACCCUGUAAGGAACUCGGGGCAGCUAACAUGGGGCCAAGCCCAGAUAAUCAUAAUGAAGCCAUGGAAGGGCCACCCGUCCAACCUCAGCGGCCAAGCAGGCAGAGGCGCCCCUGGUGGGAACUGGACCCACAAAAAGCGGCCCAAGCCGAAAGGCUGAGGGAAAAGGUGAAGAAACAGCGGGAGGAGAGGGAGCCCCGAAGGCCAAAACAGGAGCCCCCAGUCUUGCCAAAGAAGCCCCACGGGAAGAUCUUCCAGGAAGACCAGAAGGAACAUCAUUCCAUCCAGAAGGAUCUCCGCCCAGGAUUUUUGCACCAGAUGGCAAAUGUGGAAGAGACGGAAGUGAAGAGACAGCAGUCCUUUCUCCCGAAGAUGCCCAUGAGCACAGAAGAGUGGAGCCCGGCAAAAAUCAUCCCCCUGCCCCAAGCAGGUCCACGCCCUCCUCCCGCAACAACCCUCUCACCUUCCCCUCCUCCCCGGCCAGUGCCCCGGCCUUACCGGUUCCCAGCCUUGAAGGCCACCCGUCGAACCUCAGCGGCCAAGCAGGCAGAGGCGCCCCUUGUGGGAACUGGACCCAUAAAAAGCGGCCCAAGCCGAACGGCUGAGGGAAAAGGUGAAGAAACAGCGGGAGGAGAGGGAGCCCCAAAGGCCAAAACAGGAGCCCCCAGUCUUGCCAAAGAAGCCCCACGGGAAGAUCUUCCAGGAAGACCGGAAGGAACAUCAUUCCAUCCAGAAGGAUCUCCGCCCAGGAUUUUUGCACCAGAUGGCAAAUGUGGAAGAGACGGAAGUGAAGAGACAGCAGUCCUUUCUCCCGAAGAUGCCUAUGAGCACGGAAGAGUGGAGCCUGGCAAAAAUCUUCCCCCUGCCCCGAGCAGGUCCACGCCCUCCUCCCGCAACAACCCUCUCACCUUCCCCUCCUCCCCGGCCAGUGCCCCGGCCUUACCGGUUCCCAGCCUUGAAGGCCACCCGUCCAACCUCAGCGGCCAAGCAGGCAGAGGCGCCCCUUGUGGGAACUGGACCCAUAAAAAGCGGCCCAAGCCGAAAGGCUGAGGGAAAAGGUGAAGAAACAGCGGGAGGAGAGGGAGCCCCAAAGGCCAAAACAGGAGCCCCCAGUCUUGCCAAAGAAGCCCCACGGGAAGAUCUUCCAGGAAGACCGGAAGGAACAUCAUUCCAUCCAGAAGGAUCUCCGCCCAGGAUUUUUGCACCAGAUGGCAAAUGUGGAAGAGACGGAAGUGAAGAGACAGCAGUCCUUUCUCCCGAAGAUGCCUAUGAGCACGGAAGAGUGGAGCCUGGCAAAAAUCUUCCCCCUGCCCCGAGCAGGUCCACGCCCUCCUCCCGCAACAACCCUCUCACCUUCCCCUCCUCCCCGGCCAGUGCCCCGGCCUUACCGGUUCCCAGCCUUGAAGUAAGUUUUCUAUUAUUAUGUUAGUGUUCUUUAUUUGUAGUAUUUGUUAGCGUUUAGUCUUCAUUAUGUAGCUUUAGUAUAUAGUAUACAUUUAUUUUAUUUUAUUACUUUUAUUUAUUGGUUUGUAUUAUUUUCAUUUUGUUUAUUUUGUUUGCAAUAUUUUCUUUAUAUUGUUUAUUAUUUGGUUGUUUUGGUUUUAUUUUGAGUUUGUUUUUGUUUUGGGUUUUGUUUUGGUUUUUGUUUUGGAAUCGUAAUGGAGGCAUACGACAUGCUGAGCACUGGCCGGCUGCUUCCGUAAUCCGGGUCGUUUAUUUAAGGCCCCCCGACCCCGAGGAAACCCCCGUCAAGUGGCCAGUGCCACCCGUACAGAAACCGCGGCCGAGCAGGCAGAGGUGCCCCUUGUGGGAACUGGCCCCACAAAAAGCGGACCAAGCCGAAAUGCUGAGGGAGAAGGUAAAGAAGCAGCGGGAGGAGAGAGAGAUGAGAAGGCCCAAACAGGAGCCCCAGCCUUGCCAAAGAAGCCCCACGGGAAGAUCUUCUAGGAAGCCCGGAAGGAACAUCAUUCCAUCCAGAAGAAUCUCUGCCCUGGAUUUGUACGCUGGAUGACAAAUGUUGAAGAGAUAGAAGUAAAAAGACAACAAUCCUUUCUCCCAACGAUGCUUCCAAGUGUGGACAAGUGGAGCCCGGCAAAAAUCAUCCCCCUGCCCUGAGCAGGUCCACGGCCUCCUCCCGCAACAACCCUCUCACCUUCCCCUCCUCCCCGGCCAGUGCCCCGGCCUUACCGGUUCCCAGCCUUGAAUUUCCCCGAGGAAGCCCCCGUCAAGUGGCCAGGGCCACCCGUCCAACCUCAGCGGCCAAGCAGGCAGAGGCGCCCCUUGUGGGAACUGGCCCCACAACAAGCGGCCCAAGCCAAAAAGCUGAGGGACAGUGGGAGGAGAGGGAGCAAUACCCAUCGCCCCUUCAAAAGAAACCCUAAAGGAAUGAAAUCUCUUUUAAGGAAAAAAUGUCAUUUUUUUCUCCUUUCUUAUACCUACUUAGAACAAAUUAGGAUGGAAUGAGAGGGAGUCCAGCUGGCUGACCUAAAAUGCAUAUGUUCCAUUAGCCUCUUGGCUUGAGUAAAAUAGAAGAAUUCUUACAUCUGGGCCUAAUGCUGAACCUCGAUGCAGACCGAGACCGGGAGAAUGCUGCAUGUUGGUGGCCAGUCUGGGGUCGUCCUGGUUGCCGUUCAAGGGGUUUCCAGAAAUGGAUUGAGGAGAACUUACUUGGUUCUUUUUUCUUCUGGUUUUGUCAGCAUGUCUCUUUCUCUAAUAAAUUGAUUUCUGAAAUUGCUA
This is a messenger RNA of Anolis carolinensis (green anole), 2871 nucleotides long. Its product is annotated as translation initiation factor IF-2. The transcript is spliced from 6 exons. NCBI's taxonomy places the organism in Eukaryota, Metazoa, Chordata, Lepidosauria, Squamata, Anolidae. The record is from RefSeq and is a predicted model, not a curated record. The coding region runs from base 16 to 1185 and encodes 389 amino acids.